Messenger RNA from Coniosporium apollinis CBS 100218, 3075 nucleotides. RefSeq lists its product as uncharacterized. Gene Ontology annotation, molecular function: helicase activity. Gene Ontology annotation, cellular component: nuclear RNA-directed RNA polymerase complex. The record is from RefSeq and is a predicted model, not a curated record. The transcript has 2 exons. Lineage: Eukaryota; Fungi; Ascomycota; Dothideomycetes. Gene Ontology annotation, biological process: regulatory ncRNA-mediated heterochromatin formation. Bases 1 to 3075 code for a protein of 1024 amino acids.
AUGAGUGACCUGAGAGAUCCGAAACUCCACGCAACAGGGCAAAGCCGCUCUGCCUCAAGAGCAUGGGACCCUUGGCGCGAUGGCUCCACAUCAGCUCCGACAGCUUUUGAGAAUCAGCAUGCGGGUCAUGUGAUGAACGCCGAUCUUCCCGAGCGCUUCCAGAUCAACCGGCCGUACAGGUUUCGUCAACAAGCCGCCCCUCAGGACGACUACUCUCAGGCCGUACGGUGCGGAACCGAGAUCCGCCAAUACCUCGAAGAAUCCAACCAGCCAGUCAGUUCUGACUCAUGGCUGGCGCGUCCAGAGCUGCCAACAUCCGCCGAGAUCCUUGAUAUUCCGGAACCGGACGACAACAGCCUUGAAGGGGAUGUUGUUUUGGAAAUCAACAAAACAUCCGGUCGGUGGAGGUCAAAAGUGGCGUAUCUCAGUGCCCACUAUGACCUACUCAGGGAGGACGCCGUCAAACCCUUGAGAGACGCGGUGGGCCGCAUGAGGGUCAAGCCCUUCGCAAAGGAGGAGGAAUACGGGAGCUCGAUCGGCAUAUACGAGAAUGUUCAUAUCACUGCCUUGACAUUUUCCACUCGAGGCAUUGCUGUUCGUGUGGUGUUCUCACUCGCUCGAUCAGGCAAACGUGUACACUGGGAGCAGUCGAAGCGGUUGAUUACCGGAUCGCUGGUGGUCCUCACGCCCGCGGAUGAUCUAUUCAAGACUAAAUGCAUCGUCGCGGUGGUAGCCGCUAGGCCCCUAGUCGGCCUGGAGCAAAACCCUCCCGAGAUCGACCUCUUCUUUGCACGCGCUGAGGACCUCGAGAUUGAUCCUGCGAAGGAAUGGAUCAUGGUUGAAGACCGGACAGCCUACUAUGAAGCCCAUCGUCAUACCUUACUGGCUCUACAGAAGCUUAUGAGGGAGCCUUUCCCUCUCAAGGAGCAUCUUGUGGAUGCCGAGUCUAGCGUCGAACCUCCUGCAUAUGUCCAGAUGAAGCCCAAAACCGAUCUCAGCUGCAUUUUCGAAGCAACAUCCACUGGAACGUUUGAGAACGUUGAUAUUCUCAAUGCGUGGCCCGACAAACCUGAAUCGUCGGAGCUUGACAAUACUCAGUUAUCGGCGUUGCAGCGCAUCAUGACGAAGCGACUUGCGGUUGUACAAGGCCCACCGGGCACCGGCAAGACUUACGUGUCUAUCGUGGCCCUCAAGGCAUUUUUGCAUAACAUGGCUCCGGGGGACCCUCCUAUCAUUAUCACCUCACAGACGAACCAUGCCUUGGAUCAACUCCUGCGCCAAGUUGCUGAAUUCGAGCCUGACUUUAUCCGCCUUGGAGGCCGAUCAAAGGAUCAGGAUGUGGUCAAAAAGCGGACGCUGUUUGAAGUCCGGCAGAUGAGCCAAAAGUUCCGCGUGUUCGGUGGACUACGCGAGCCGGCUAGGAAACAGAUGCAGAUGCUGGAGAAAGCUAUGAGAAUCUUGCUUACGCCACUUGAACUUGGAAAUAGUGCUCUGGGUCAUGUUCUUCUAAAAAAGCUCAAAUUGCUUACUGAGGAGCAAUGCAAGUCACUAGAAAGAAGCAGGGAGGACUGGAUUCAGCAUGGCCAGGACACUACUGGCUUCAGUCCAAUGGAGGUGUGGAUGGGACAGGCGCUUAUACCGGUCCAGCGGUAUGUUCAGCCGGAGGACUUUGGCUUUGAAUAUGAAGAGCUUGACCUCGAGUUUGAGCAGCUGAAGGAGAUGGAAGCAGAGAACUUUGCCAAAGACGACGAAGACUUUGAAACAUUAAGGGGCACGGUCGUCAAUAUUGCGGACAAUUAUACCGGCAAGAAGACGGCAGGCCUGGAUGAACAGCAAGUGGAGAGGCUGCUGGAGAACCAAGACCUCCGAAAGAUCCCUCCGCGUUCCAGGGGCGCCGUCUACAGCUACCUUCAAGAGCAAGCAAAGAAAGCUCUUCUGACAGCCUUCCGUGUAGAAGCGAAGAAGUUCAACGAUGCGACGGUGAGACACAAAGCGGGGGGUUGGGAACGAGACCAGCUCAUCCUCAGGCAGCAGAAAGUUAUCGGGAUGACGACAACGGGUUUCAGCAAAUAUCGUGCACUGGUCGCUAGCUUGCGGCCCAAGAUCGUGCUCAUUGAAGAAGCCGCCGAAACGCUCGAGGCGCCCGUCAUCGCCACCUGCGUGCCCACACUCGAGCAUCUCAUCCUUGUCGGAGACCAUCAGCAAUUGAGGCCACAUUGUCACGUGAGAGAUCUUGAAGGCCCUCCGUACAACCUGAACAUGUCCCUCUUUGAGCGCAUGAUCAAUAAUGAAAUCGAGUUCAACAGCCUUCGCCGACAGCGCAGGAUGAUCCCCGAGAUUCGACGGAUUCUAAAACCCAUCUACGGAGACCUGAUCACUGAUCACCCAGCGAUGAAAGACCCAUGUGUGCGGCCACCCGUUCCGGGCAUGGGCAGCAUAAGCUCGUACUUCUUCACCCACGAAUGGCCGGAGACUCGCGAUCAGUACAUGUCUUCCUGCAAUCUUGGGGAAGCAGAAAUGAUCGUCAACUUCUUCGACUACCUUGUGUUGAACGGUGUAUCAUACGGCCAGAUUACCGUGCUAACGUUCUACAAUGGUCAGCGCAAGGCCAUUCUCAGAGGGCUGCGCGAUCAUCCCAACCUCAAAGGCCAUAUAUUUAAAGUCGUCACUGUUGACUCCUACCAAGGAGAAGAGAACGACAUUGUUCUUCUGUCACUUGUCCGGAGCAAUGAUGCCGGCAAAGUCGGCUUCUUGAACGUCGACAACAGGGUCUGCGUUGCCCUGUCUCGAGCCAAGCGGGGAUUCUACAUCUUCGGAAACGGCGAGCUUUUAGUCAACGCAAGCAAGACUUGGGUGAGCGUCAUUGAGAUCAUGGCGGGCAAGAAAAAGCCGUUCCCUGCCCUGGGGCCGAAACGUCGUCUGGGAUUCCAUCUCCCUCUGGAAUGCACUCAACAUGGCCGCAAGACAUUCAUCAGAGAGCCGAAUGACUGGGCCAACAUCAAUGGCGGAUGUGAGGCGAAGUGCAAGACGACAUUGGAAUGCGGCCACGCUUGUCCUCUCAAUUGCCAUCCGUAA